AUGAGCAAGAUUGAAUUCGCCGAGCUUGAGACCCUGCCGCCACCGACCAUGUAUGAUGAGUAUUCGGUAACUAGCGCCCUGGUCGAUUCUAUGAUCGCUCUGGGAGUACAGAAUAGCCAUGUCACUGGCCUUGCUGGGCGUAUAUUGGGUCUCCAGCAGUCGUCCUACCCCGCAGCCCUCCCACCGGAAGCUGCUUGGCCCGGUUUUGAAUAUUUCCACCGCUCCCUUCUCAUGGUCCUCUACCUCUUGAAGGGGAACGCUUUCCGUGACGCAUACAACCUGCUUGGCAUCACUGUCCGCAAGGCCUACAUUUCUAAACUCCAUUGA
Molecule: messenger RNA, 327 nt
Organism: Penicillium roqueforti
Lineage: Eukaryota; Fungi; Ascomycota; Eurotiomycetes; Eurotiales; Aspergillaceae
Exons: 2
Coding region: 1-327 (108 amino acids)
Source: RefSeq, a predicted model, not a curated record